Molecule: messenger RNA, 1086 nt
Organism: Linderina pennispora
Lineage: Eukaryota; Fungi; Kickxellomycota; Kickxellomycetes; Kickxellales; Kickxellaceae
Product: aldose 1-epimerase
Exons: 1
Coding region: 1-1086 (361 amino acids)
Biological process (GO): glucose metabolic process; beta-D-galactose catabolic process via UDP-galactose, Leloir pathway
Molecular function (GO): aldose 1-epimerase activity; carbohydrate binding
Source: RefSeq, a predicted model, not a curated record
AUGGCAGUUACGAAGCAGGCAUUCAGCAAGGACGAAAAGUAUACCCUGUACAAGCUCACCAACGCCAGCGGCACCGAGCUCCACGUAACCACCUUUGGUGCCCGCCUCGUGCGCUUCAUCAUCAAGGACAAGACCGACACUGCACGCGACGUAGUUGCGGGCUUUGAGAGCUACGAGAAGUGGAUCGAAUCGCUCGCCAUCGACGACCCGUACUUUGGUGCCACUGUGGGCCGCGUGGCGGGCCGUAUCUACCCGUGCGACGAUGUAACCGUGGCCAACCAGAAGCUCUCGCUGCCCGAGAUCCAGCCCAACAAAGUAUGCCUGCACGGCGGCAAGAUCGGCUUCGACAAGAAGCUGUUUUCCGCCGAGGUCCUUUCAGAGUCCAGCCCAUCCAGCGUCAGGUUCACGUAUGUGUCGCCGGACGGCGAAGAGGGCUUCCCAGGCGAGGUCGAGUUUUCUGUCACUUACUCGCUCUCCGAGGACAACGCAAUGACGCUAACGUAUGGCGGCCGGCUGCUGGACGGCACCGAGACGAUCCUGAACCCGACCAACCACACGUACUGGAACCUGACAGGCUUUGAGGAGCCCACCAUCCAUAACCACAUGUGCAGUCUGACCGCCGACCGCUACAUGGCGACGCGCCCUGACCACAUUAUGGUUCCCACUGGCGAGUGUGCCCCAGUGAAGGGCACGAACCUGGACUUUGUCACGGCGCCGCGCCGCUUCGGCGACGACAUCGAGACCUUUGACAAGGACACGCUGCGCGGAUACGAUCAUGUGUUUGUUGCCAGCGAUAAGCCCACCGAGAGCGUGCACGAGGUCGCCCGGCUGUGGAGCGACAAGACCGGUCUGCAGAUGACCGUGCUGACGGAUCAGCCGUGCGUGGUCGUGUAUACAGGCAAUUGGAUCUCGGAUAAGCUGAUCGGAAAGGACGGUGUCAAGUACGGCAACUAUGCUGCUGUUGCGUUGGAGACCCAGCGCUUUACCAAUGCCGUCAACCUGCCGCAGUUCCGCGACCAGGUCGUGCUGCAUCCUGGCGACAACUUUACGCAUACGGCCACGUACAAGUUUAACCUGCUUGCCUAA